AUGCCUGGUACUGUUGCAGUGCUAAGGACGAGCCCUGUUCGUGUCGGUGGACAGUUGGACGAGUCUCGAGCUUAUUUUCACAGACUAUUCUGGACGUUUCCACCAUGUAUCGAGGCAUUCCAUCAUUGCAAGCCCCUAGUUAGUAUUGACGGCACCCAUCUGUAUGGCAAGUAUGGGGGAACGUUGCUUUUCGUGAUUGCACAUGACGGGAACUCCAACAUACUCCCUGUUGCAUUCGCAUUAGUCGAGGGUGAGAAUGCUGAGUCGUGGUCCUUCUUUCUCUCCCACCUGCGUGAGCAUGUGACACAGCAGCCGGGUCUGCUGGUUAUCUCGGACAGACAUAACGGCAUCAAGGCCACGCUUGAGGCUCCUAACGGAGGCUGGUUACCUCUGUCUGCAUACCGGGCAUUCUGCAUUCGACAUGUUGCGGCAAAUUUCGCCCUCACCUUCAAGGGCAAAGACGCAAGGAGGCUACUUGUGAAUGCGGCGUACGCUAAGACUGAGGUCGGGUUCCAUUACUGGUUUGAUAUUCUUAGGUCCGAAGACCCGGCGAUGUGUGACUGGGCAAACCGGAUUGAGUAUUCGUUGUGGACACAACAUUGUGAUGAAGGAUGUAGAUUCGGACACAUGACGACGAAUAUAUCUGAGUGUGUGAACUCGAUCCUCAAGGGUGUCCGAAACCUUCCUAUGUGCUCGCUAAUGAAGGCAACAUACGGAAGGUUGGCCGAAUUAUUUGUUCGCAAAGGGAGAGAGGCUCAGGCGCAGAUGGGAACCUGA
Arachis ipaensis is the source of this 777-nucleotide messenger RNA. RefSeq lists its product as uncharacterized. The record is from RefSeq and is a predicted model, not a curated record. NCBI's taxonomy places the organism in Eukaryota, Viridiplantae, Streptophyta, Magnoliopsida, Fabales, Fabaceae.